Molecule: messenger RNA, 1644 nt
Organism: Coniophora puteana RWD-64-598 SS2
Lineage: Eukaryota; Fungi; Basidiomycota; Agaricomycetes; Boletales; Coniophoraceae
Exons: 10
Coding region: 1-1644 (547 amino acids)
Source: RefSeq, a predicted model, not a curated record
AUGCCUGACCCACUACGGACGUUCGACUGCGACACUGCUGCAGAAUUCCGCUCCUUAUACAACCUCGAAUGGGACAAGUACACGAAUAUCGACGGCACCGUCUACUACCACAACCGCGCGUGGUCCGGGCUCACCCACGCCGACAUGUCGCUCCCGUGCGUCCGCGAGAUCCUCAACGAGCAGCUCGUGUGGCACUUCGAGACCGUCGAGGGGAUGUUCCAUUUCGCGGACGACGACGUGCAUGAAAUGAUUACGGCAUCGUACGACGACCCGGCGCUGUUGCAGGACCAGGACAGUGUGAGGUUCAAAACGUUUUCGAUGGAGGUGGGGAGCUGUUGGGACUUGGAGGAGAAUGAUCAGUGUGAGGCUUUGCGAGUUUCUCUGAGCUCGGAGAUGCCGCCUGAGAUCCUGUGGGACAAUAUAUGGGUCUAUGCUGCGCACCAGACGUCGGUUCCGGCACAUAUGGAGGAUCACUUUAUGAUAACGAUGUCACAUGGGGCAACAGAUGACUCUAUACUCGAGAGCCUGAUGUUGGAUACAGAGCAACUUCUGAAGGAUGACGAAGCAGAGUUUCACUGGACCUAUCGUCAAUGCGAGCAGAUACUAAAACUUCACAAGCUAUUGAAAGUGCGUCAACGAGAGCUCGGAUCCCGGGCCAACCUCGCACCGGCGAUUCUCUUUAACAUGGCGAAGGCGAUGAACGAAGUCUGGGGUCAACGUACUCGGUUCCGUUGGGGAGCUCAUAAAAUGAGUGAUUACCAAGAGAAGCCUACCGAUUCGCCAGUAGGGGAACCGCUCUCGACAAGAGCCAAAGUUGUCGAGGUGAUAGCGAUGGUACUCCUGUUCAGCACACAUGCGACGUAUUACGAGCGACUCGAGAUGGCCCGACCGGAGGGGCAUGUUUACGUGCCGGAGUUUAGGAGGUUAUUGGAGGGCCUUCUUGUUGAGUGGGCAGACUCUAACCUAUUAUCCACCGUUGUUGUUCUUGUAGACGUGGGAUUCUUAGCAGUGCCUAAUGUGAACGGUUUCCAAGUCGCCGCUAUGCUUGCGUCGACCAUUCUCGCAUUGACAAGCGUCAUAUGCGGUACUUAUCAUACAUGGCAACAUCGGAGAAACACCGACGCCGAGGUCGAAGACGCACACAGAUACGUUAUGCACCUUAGGGAGAAGCUUGGCCCCCAGCUCGACCUUCGUAUUAUGGCUUGCAUACUCUGCCUCCCGCUCGCCACGCUCAUGUGGUCUGUUGUGUUCUUUCUGAUUGCCAUCUCGGCGUUCGCAUUUCAGACAUCUGGGAUGCCUGCUCAGGUCGUCAUGGCCGCUAUAUUAGGAGGUGCUGUCGUUAUGGUUGGGGUUACGGUCGGGAGGUUCUGGGAUUCGGAGGCUGAGUGGUGGUUCCGGAAGAAGACAGCGUCGAGCGGUGCUAGUCAUCGUAUCACUCCCAAAAAAUUGGAUGUUCUUCUCAAGACAGCGGCCCGUGGCUUGCGAUUUGGCGAGGGCAGAGUGAGGAACCGGACGAGUGGGUGGCUGUGGGUGCCCGAGAUUGUCAACUUGCAUCAUCGAUUCAUCCCCGUCGACCCUGACUUCAUUCAAUCCGUUCUCGCAUCCGCAGCCAAUCAGAUGUGUCCAUUUGCUUCCGCUGCCUAA